CGCACUUCAGCUUGUUUCACCUUCAAAAUUGGUGCUCAACAUUUGCCACAGUUUCGGUUGUUUGCAUAUUCCGUGGCCAAAACGGUGGCAUGAAAGAUGCCGUCUCGCGGGCCGUGACAGGCCUUAGUGGUUUACCUGGAGAGGUGAGUUGCAUGCGAUAGCAUAUAGAAAAACUCUGGACUUGCGAAAAGACACGCAGCACCUCUCACACUACUGCUGCAAAACCAUGCAAGCCAGCGACCGUCACAAAAAAAAUGUGAAGUCUUCUUCAGAGGGCGUUCUACUUGAAUUCCAGCGACUUAGUCAUGACGGGUCGUCCUCAUUGUGUUUUCGAGCAGAAUAUACAGCUGAGAUUUCUUGAGCAACAUGGAAAAGCAGCCUUGCAGCAGACUCAGCAAAUAUGUUUUGUCACUGUGCAGAGAAUCCGCUUUGAUUUUUUUGUUGUACGCCUGCAGCUUAUUUCAGAACUUUCCAAGAAAGCGGGAAGGGAGUGAGCCCACAAGGCAAAGAUGACUUCCACGCUUUUCAGAUUGACAGAUGAAGAACGUUCCGUGGUCCAAUAUGGCAGCAUGCCGUUUGAGCUGGCCGCCGAAGUUUCCGAAUUUCUACCGGCAAGUUUACCAGACCAAGACCUCUCAGCCUACCGCGCAGUGGCAAAGGAGUAUGCUCAGCUUGUGCCAAAUGAGAGGCUACGCGAAGAAAGGGGACGGGCCUGCUUCGCGCAGCGCAAGAAACGUGCAAAGAAACAACGCAAAACUCCGCCUCCUGGGAUGUCGGUGCAUUACUCUGGUUUCAUCGGCCCAUACUUCUACAAGAGCACGGGCAGUAUCUUUGAUGGUUGGUGGGAAUCUUGCGGCUUUACUUUUUCCUCUGUGCAAGAUCUUUUUCAUGACUGCUGGACCCCAUCGUUUACGUGAUGGAAGGGCGGCUGUGGAGGCCGAGGCCAGCGGAGGCCAUCAAGCGACCACUGUGCCUUUGAAUGAAGAAAUCUUGGAGAAGG
Molecule: messenger RNA, 1000 nt
Organism: Cladocopium goreaui
Lineage: Eukaryota; Dinophyceae; Suessiales; Symbiodiniaceae
Source: the annotation of a GenBank genome assembly